AGGAGAAGAAGAAGAAGAAGAAGAAGGGCUCACGGUCUGUGGGGGGUGACGGAGGGGUCGAGCGUUUUUGUUCCGCUGGUGGAUCCUGCUUGAACGGUGAGCAGGAGGCACAACAACCCGAACCCGAGCAGCCCGACCCGGAAAGAGCCUGGAGGAGCGGGUCGUUACGGAUCGGAACUAAGGCGCUUUUGUUUCCCUCUCAACUCCUGCGGGUUCGGGGGCUCCGGCGGCGGCGGCGGCGGCGGAGACGAUCCCGCUCGCCCAGGGAAGGAGGCUGGAAGUCGGGGACGCUUCCAGCCUGCAGGGCCGGGCGCCGUGGCGAUCGAGCACCCGGAAUUUGGCGAACCCUUUAGGGCUCAGUGGAUGGGAUGGAGCCGGGACCGUCAGGCGCCGUGCCCGUCGGGCCGUACCCCCCUCCCCUGCAGCAGGUGUUCCAGGCGCCCCGCAGGCCGGGCAUGGGCACCGUCGGCAAACCCAUCAAGCUGCUUGCCAACUACUUCGAGGUGGAGAUCCCAAAAAUGGAUGUGUACCACUACGAAGUGGACAUUAAACCUGAUAAGUGUCCUCGACGGGUCAACAGGGAGGUCGUGGAGUACAUGGUCCAACAUUUCAAACCCCAGCUCUUCGGGGACCGAAAGCCAGUGUAUGAUGGGAAGAAGAAUAUCUACACCGUUUUAGCACUACCUAUAGGAAGCGAAAAGGUUGAUUUCGAGGUGACCAUCCCCGGCGAGGGGAAGGACCGCAUCUUUAAAGUGUCCAUUCGCUGGCUGGCCAAGGUGUCGUGGCGGCUGCUGCAGGAGACGCUGGUCAGCGGACGUCUGCAGGUCCCGCUGGACUCCGUCCAAGCCCUCGACGUGGCCAUGAGACACCUGGCCUCCAUGAGGUACACCCCGGUGGGACGCUCCUUCUUUUCCCCUCCUGAAGGCUACUAUCAUCCUCUGGGCGGAGGCAGAGAGGUCUGGUUCGGCUUCCAUCAGUCUGUCCGGCCAGCCAUGUGGAAGAUGAUGCUCAACAUCGACGUGUCUGCGACGGCCUUCUACAAAGCUCAGCCUGUCAUUGAGUUCAUGUGUGAGGUUCUGGACAUCCGUAACAUCGACGAGCAGCCGAAGACGCUCACCGACUCGCAAAGGGUCCGCUUCACCAAGGAGAUCAAAGGUCUGAAGGUGGAGGUCACGCACUGCGGUCAAAUGAAGAGAAAGUACCGUGUCUGUAACGUCACACGUCGCCCCGCUAGUCACCAAACGUUCCCUUUGCAGCUUGAGAGCGGACAGACGGUGGAAUGCACCGUGGCUCAAUACUUCAAACAGAAGUACAACCUGCAGCUCAAAUACCCCCACCUGCCCUGCCUACAGGUGGGCCAGGAGCAGAAACACACCUACCUGCCCCUGGAGGUGUGCAAUAUCGUAGCAGGGCAGCGGUGCAUCAAGAAACUGACAGAUAAUCAGACCUCCACCAUGAUCAAAGCCACAGCUCGAUCGGCACCAGACAGACAGGAGGAGAUCAGCAGACUGAUGAAGAACGCUAACUUCAACCUGGAUCCCUACAUUCAAGAGUUUGGAAUCAAAGUGAAGGACGACAUGGCCGAGGUGACGGGGAGAGUCCUUCCCGCUCCCAUCCUGCAGUACGGCGGUCGGAACCGUGCCAUCGCCACUCCUAACCAGGGCGUGUGGGACAUGAGAGGAAAGCAGUUCUACAACGGCAUCGAGAUCAAAGUCUGGGCCAUCGCUUGCUUCGCGCCGCAGAAACAGUGUCGGGAAGAGGUGCUCAAGAACUUCACGGACCAGCUGCGUAAGAUCUCGAAGGACGCUGGGAUGCCGAUCCAGGGUCAGCCGUGUUUCUGUAAGUACGCACAGGGAGCAGACAGCGUGGAGCCCAUGUUCAGACACCUGAAGAACACCUACUCCGGCCUGCAGCUCAUCAUCGUCAUCCUGCCCGGAAAAACACCCGUCUACGCCGAGGUGAAGCGCGUGGGAGACACUCUUCUAGGGAUGGCCACUCAGUGCGUUCAGGUGAAGAACGUGGUGAAGACCUCGCCUCAGACGCUCUCCAACCUCUGCCUCAAAAUCAACGUCAAACUCGGCGGCAUCAACAACAUCCUGGUUCCGCAUCAACGGUCGGCAGUGUUCCAGCAGCCGGUGAUCUUCCUCGGAGCGGAUGUCACUCACCCGCCGGCCGGUGAUGGGAAGAAGCCGUCUAUUACUGCUGUGGUGGGCAGUAUGGACGCUCAUCCCAGCAGAUACUGCGCUACAGUACGAGUACAGCGGCCCAGGCAGGAGAUUAUCGAAGACCUGUCGUACAUGGUGCGAGAGUUACUCAUCCAGUUCUACAAGUCCACCCGCUUCAAACCCACCAGAAUCAUCUUCUACAGGGACGGCGUGCCAGAAGGGCAGUUACCACAAAUCCUGCACUACGAGCUGCUGGCCAUCAGAGACGCCUGCAUCAAGCUGGAGAAGGACUACCAGCCGGGCAUCACCUACAUAGUAGUACAGAAGCGCCACCACACGCGCCUUUUCUGCGCCGAUAAAUCUGAAAGAAUCGGGAAGAGUGGGAACAUUCCCGCAGGAACUACGGUCGACACCAGCAUCACGCAUCCGUUCGAGUUUGAUUUCUACCUGUGCAGUCACGCAGGUAUUCAGGGCACCAGCCGACCCUCACACUACUACGUCCUGUGGGACGACAAUCGCUUUACGGCCGACGAGCUGCAGAUUCUCACCUACCAGCUGUGCCACACGUACGUGCGCUGCACCCGCUCCGUCUCCAUCCCAGCGCCCGCGUACUACGCCAGGCUCGUGGCUUUCCGUGCCCGAUACCAUCUCGUGGAUAAAGAGCAUGACAGCGGGGAAGGCAGCCACGUCUCCGGGCAGAGUAACGGCCGGGAUCCCCAGGCGCUGGCCAAAGCCGUGCAGAUUCACCACGACACCCUGAGGACCAUGUACUUUGCCUAAGCAGACCCUCGCCAGUCCCACGGAAACCACCGAACCAACCCGACAUGAAGUCUCCUCGAAUCCGGCUGAACCACGCCCUGUUUUUAUUUAAUUGUAUUAUCGUGUACUACUCCCGCGCUCCCACAUGCACGUACGUAUGCAAUACGGAGGGAAGGAACGUCGUUUUGUACGCCACCGCAAAGCUGCCUCUUAACCUGACGCCCGAAAGCGAGGAUUCGUCGUUACUUCCUUAGGCGUUGUUUCUUUUUUUUUAUUCUUGUGAAAGUUAAAUUUUUGGCUUUUUUGUUUUUUCGUGAAUGACAUGGUACGUUAGCACUUAGUCGUAGUGGCGAGGAGGAAGCGCAGGCAGCGAUCGGCUGUAGCGGAAGUGUUUCUCGGAUCGAUUUUAGACUCGCCGUUAGUUAAGAGAGUGGCCGAAUUAGCGUAACGAUAGAUGGACCACUGAGUGCGUCGCUGCAUUUGCACUCUCACAUCAGCAUAACACCGAAAACCAGCAUUACGCACCAGCCAAGAGCCACGCCGGCCCUCGGGGGAAAGGGCCCUCGUCUGUGAACGCGUGCAGUUCACCCGCGCUUUAACAAAUGAUUUCGCUCGCGUUUUGUUUUUACUUCCAGCGCGCGUGAAUCUUCCUGAACUCACAGGAAAGGUUCACCCAAGAAUGAUGUUUUUUCUUAGUUUCCCGAGCUGUUUUCAGUGCAGCACUAAAUAGAUGCUGAUUUAUAAUGUGAAGCUCCGCGUAAGUGUCAUAAAACUAAUCUGCAUGAUCUGCGUAUUAUCAUUUUAGAGUAAGAAAAAGACCCACAUUUUUAUUAUUACCUUUUUUUUUUUUUUUUGCUGUCAAAUGAUUAAUCGAGAAUCGCAUCCCAAGUUUUUGUCUACAUGAUAUGUGUGUAAUGUGUGUAUUUAUUAAACACGCACACAAACAGCAUAUGUUUUAAAGAUUUACAUGUUUUUGCAUGUAUAUAUUCAUCUUAUAUAUUAACAUAAUUUUUCUUAAGUA
Molecule: messenger RNA, 3945 nt
Organism: Puntigrus tetrazona (Sumatra barb)
Lineage: Eukaryota; Metazoa; Chordata; Actinopteri; Cypriniformes; Cyprinidae
Gene: ago1
Product: argonaute RISC component 1
Exons: 19
Coding region: 369-2945 (858 amino acids)
Molecular function (GO): protein binding; RNA binding
Source: RefSeq, a predicted model, not a curated record